AUGUCCAUGACUGACCAUGUUCGUGUUCUCCGACACAACAAGAGACUGCCACAGUUUAGAUAUUGUCCUUACACUAUAAGGUCAAAGGAAAAGGAGAUGGAGAAGCAAAAAGAAGAAGCUAGACGACUCGGAAUAGAGCUCUCGUUCCUUGUCGCCGAAGCAAUGUUCUUAUUAUCUGAUGACAUACUGUUUCGUGUUAUACAACAUGUGUUUGUCUUCUACAUCAAACCUAAGAAAGGAGUCUAUAAAGAUGCUGGCCAAUCAAUUCAAUGGGAACAUUUGAAAGCUUGUGCUUAUUAUUUUGCUUAUGGAGUGAGAGUUCUUGUUACAAUUGUCUCGGUUCUUGAAGGUGGUUGUCUAGUGAAACAAUCUGCUUUUAAAGACUAUAACCAAGAGGUUAAGAAGCUAGAGGAGAAUUUGAGAUCUGUCAAGGAUGUUAUAGAGGCGAAUGGGUUUUCGAGAGAAGCUAUUGAGUCUCGAGUUCUUUACUUUUGGAAGUCUCUCUUUGUAACGUCGUCAACGGUAUUGGUGCUCCCGGAUAAGCCUACAGUUCAUAUGCUGUUUAGGGAUCUUUUGAAUGAAGCAAGUCGUGAUGCUUGCUCUCGUCUACUUACUUCUUUACACAUAUGA
This is a messenger RNA of Capsella rubella, 630 nucleotides long. RefSeq lists its product as uncharacterized. Lineage: Eukaryota; Viridiplantae; Streptophyta; Magnoliopsida; Brassicales; Brassicaceae. The coding region runs from base 1 to 630 and encodes 209 amino acids. The record is from RefSeq and is a predicted model, not a curated record. The transcript is spliced from 3 exons.